Telopea speciosissima is the source of this 2763-nucleotide messenger RNA. Its product is annotated as pentatricopeptide repeat-containing protein At5g16860. Lineage: Eukaryota; Viridiplantae; Streptophyta; Magnoliopsida; Proteales; Proteaceae. Gene Ontology annotation, molecular function: protein binding; zinc ion binding; RNA binding. Bases 61 to 2646 code for a protein of 861 amino acids. The transcript has 2 exons. The record is from RefSeq and is a predicted model, not a curated record. Gene Ontology annotation, biological process: RNA modification.
AUUGCAGCUGCGAUCGAGUAGUAAGUCCUUCUUCGAGUAUGCGAUGGGACUAAUGUAUAAAUGCUUCUCUACUCUCUGAGGCUACUACGCCACCAACUGAAACAGCACCACUACUCUCCGAGUCUAAGAUUCUACCGUUUCAUCAUCAGGAACCUUGCAUCCACCGCCACCGCCACACCAUUUCACUUCCUCUUGAAGGAAUGCAAGUCUCUCUCCGAAGCUCGAUGCAUCCAUCAACAAAUACUGGUCAGAGGUCUCAUAGGCAUGGCAAGCGACACAGUCGCUAUGUACGUCGCUUGCGACGCUCCUGUCUACGCCCUCGCCGCACUCGAACGCCUCACACCCUCCCCUCCAGCCGUCUUCUGGUGGAAUGCCCUCAUCAGGAGAGAUGUUCGCCUUGGAUUCCUUGACGGCGCCCUUACCCUUCACAGCCAAAUGGAGAAGUUGGGAUGGAGGCCUGACCAGUACACCUUUCCUUUUGUUCUCAAAGCUUGCGGCGAGCUUCCUUCCUUCCGAAGAGGUACUGCUGUCCAUGGUGUCGUGUGCGCCCGUGGCUUCGAAUCCAAUGUCUUCGUCUGCAAUGCCCUCGUAGCGAUGUACGGUCGAUGUGGUGCUCUGGAAGAAGCACGUCAAGUGUUUGACGAGGUGUUACAGAGAAAGAUAGAUGAUGUCGUUUCAUGGAACUCGAUUCUGGCGGCUUACGUGCAGGGUGGUCAUCCAUCCAGCGCUUUGGAGUUGUUCGUUAGGAUGGGUAAGGAUGUUAGGCUACGUCCCGAAGCUGUGACCCUUGUUAAUGUCUUUCCCGCUUGUGCUUCGGUGGGAGCUUCGCUGCAAGGUAGGGGGGCGCAUGGCUUCUCGCUACGGAGUGGUCUCAUAGACGACGUGUUUGUGGGUAAUGCUGUCGUCGACUUGUAUGCCAAGUGUGGAAUGAUGGAGGCAGCGAAGAAGGUGUUUGAUCGCAUGCCUGUUAAAGAUGUGGUUUCUUGGAAUGCUAUGGUCACUGGGUAUUCUCAGAGCGGCAGCUUUGAAGAUGCUCUGCAACUGUUCGAGAGAAUGCAGGAAGAGAAGAUCGAAUUGAACGUAGUGACCUGGAGCGCUGUGAUUGCUGGUUUUGCUCAAAGGGGUCGUGGUUGUGAAGCCCUGGAUGUAUUCCGGAAAAUGCAGAUUUCUGGUGCGGCACCCAAUGUGGUCACACUAAUCUCCCUUCUGUCGGGUUGUGCUGCCGUGGGAGCUCUUCUUCAAGGAAAAGAGACUCAUGGUUAUGCUAUCAGGCGCAUUUUGAACCAAAAUGAUGGUGAUCCUGGUGAUGAUCUAAUGGUGAACAAUGCUCUCAUAGAUAUGUAUUCCAAAUGCAGGCGUGCAAAAGAUGCCCAUGCCGUCUUUGAAUUGAUAUCCCCAAAUGAGCGAAAUGUGGUUACUUGGACGGUCUUGGUUGGUGGUUAUGCACAGCAUGGCGAUGCCAAUAAUGCAUUGGAGCUUUUCUCCAGCAUGUUCCGGGGACCUAAUGCCAGGAUCCCUAAUGCUUUUACCAUUUCCUGUGCUCUGAUGGCUUGCGCUCGGCUGGCCUCAUUGAGGCUUGGUAAACAAAUCCAUGCUUACGUGAUGCGAAAUCGUUUUGAAUCUGUUAUGCUGUUUGUGGCCAAUUGCCUCAUAGACAUGUACUCCAAGUCUGGAGAUGUUGAUGCAGCUCGACGUGUUUUUGAUAAGAUGGAACACAGGAAUGCCGUCUCCUGGACAUCUUUGAUGACAGGUUAUGGGAUGCAUGGCCGUGGUGAGGAAGCACUCCAGGUCUUUGACAGCAUGAGAGCAGCAGGUCUUGUUCUAGAUGGGGUAACCUUCAUUGUUGUUCUAUAUGCUUGCAGCCAUUCUGGGAUGGUUAAUCAGGGCAUGGAUUACUUCAAUAUAAUGGGCAGUGAGUUCGGUGUAGUUGCAGGGGUGGAACAUUAUGCGUGCAUGGUGGACCUUUUGGGCCGCUCUGGUCGCUUGGAUGAAGCUGUGGAACUUAUAAAGGGCAUGCCAAUGAAACCUAGCCCAAUUGUGUGGGUAGCAUUGCUCAGUGCUUGCAGGACCCAUGCUAAUGUCGAUCUUGGAGAAUAUGCUACAAAGCGACUUUUGGAAUUGGAGUCAGAGAACGAUGGUUCAUACACGCUGCUUUCAAACAUAUAUGCCAAUGCUGGGCGCUGGAAAGAUGUGGCAAGAAUCAGGUCUUUGAUGAAGAAGACAGGGAUUAGGAAGAGGCCAGGGUGCAGUUGGGUCCAAGGAAAGAAUGGUACUGCAACCUUCUAUGUAGGGGACAGAUCCCAUCCCCAAUCACAGCAGAUAUAUGAGGUCCUUGCAAACUUGAUUGGACGCAUUAAGGCCCUAGGUUAUGUUCCUGAAACGAGCUUUGCUCUCCACGAUGUUGAUGAUGAGGAGAAAAGUGAUCUUCUAGCUGAGCAUAGUGAGAAGUUGGCUCUUGCAUAUGGUAUUCUCACUUCUGCUCCUGGAGCUCCAAUCCAAAUAACCAAGAACCUGCGAGUCUGUGGAGACUGCCACACUGCCAUCACCUUCAUUUCAAGGAUUGUUGAUCAUGAAAUCAUCGUGAGGGACUCCAGCCGAUUCCAUCAUUUUAAGAUGGGGGUGUGUUCUUGCAGGGGCUACUGGUAAUGGUUCUAUGUUAGUUGCAUUAAGCUUGUGGGUUUGGGAUCCAGCUUUGUGUUACCCAAAAGGAUAGAUUGAGUCCAUGAACAUUUGUAAAAACCUGAAAUUCCCUGAUAUUUUGUU